CACGUCUCAUCAUUCUAAACUCUAAACGCGUUUCUUCCUUAUCCGACAAAAAUCACGCGCCACUCUUCAUUCUUCCACCACCACCUCUCUUACAACGGAGAUGAAUAGCUUCACGACGACGACGACGACGACGACGAGUCCAAUGGCUCGAGCCUUCGUGCAUCUUCAUCUUUAUUCACCAUUAAACUUACGUUCGAGGCAGCCACCGUCAGGAGUAUGUUUAAGACCGCAUUCGCCGUCGUCUCGCAGGACUCCACGACUCGUCUGUAUGGCCGAACCUUACCUGAUUAGGAAAAUGGAGUCUGUUGAGAAGACAUGGAAGGAGUUAUCUCUAAAACUAGCUGACCCAGAUGUUGUUUCUAAUCCUUCUGAAUACCAGAAACUUGCACAGUCCAUGUCCGAGCUUGAUGAGGUUGUAUCCGUUUUCAGGAGAUUCAAGGACUGUGAGAAGCAGUUACAAGAGUCCAAAGUCUUGGCGAAAGAGGAUGGAGAUGAUGAAGAUAUGGCUGAAAUGAUAGGAAGUGAAAUCAACUCCCUCUCUAAAGAAAUUGAGGAGCUUGAAAAACAACUUAAGAUGUUACUUCUUCCCACCAACCCUCUUGAUGCCAGAAACAUAUUGCUCGAAGUGAGAGCAGGAACUGGUGGAGAUGAAGCUGCAAUUUGGACUGGUGACCUUGUGCGGAUGUAUCAGAGGUACAGCGAGCGCAGCUCUUGGAAGUUUUCUCUGGUUUCAUGCUCUGAGGCUGAACAUGGAGGUUACAAGACGUGUGUGAUGGAGAUAAAAGGAAACCGUGUCUAUAGCAAGCUAAAAUACGAAUCUGGUGUUCAUAGAGUCCAGCGUGUCCCUCAAACUGAGACCCAGGGACGUGUACACACUUCUACUGCAACUGUAGCCAUCAUGCCAGAGGCUGAUGAAGUGGAAGUUGUGAUUGACCCCAAGGACAUUGAACUUACAACUGCAAGAUCUGGUGGCGCUGGAGGGCAAAAUGUGAACAAGGUGGAGACGGCUAUAGAUCUAGUCCAUAAACCAUCAGGUAUACGCAUUUUCUGUACAGAAGAAAGGACUCAGCUACGUAACAAGGCUCGUGCUUUCCAGCUUCUUCGAGCAAAACUGUAUGAAAUCAAAUUAAGGGAACAACAAGAGAAGAUAAGGGAUCAAAGAAAAUCUCAGGUUGGGACUGGAGCUCGUUCAGAAAAGAUAAGAACAUACAAUUAUAAGGAUAGUAGAGUGACUGAUCAUAGGCUAAAGAUGAACUUUGCGCUUACAUCAUUUCUUGAAGGUGGCUUAGAGGAUGCAGUGCAGGCAUGUGCUGCUUUGGAACAAAAGGAACUCAUGGAAGAACUGUCCGAGUCUGUAGCUGCUUCUUGAUAAAGCCUCGUUACUGUACUCAACAGACAUCAGAACUAUAAAAUCUCCUUUUUAUUUAUGUAUACAUCUAAUCUACGCAUAUGAAUGAUUCUAUGAACAAUACGGGUAAGCUUAG
Brassica oleracea var. oleracea is the source of this 1484-nucleotide messenger RNA. Its product is annotated as peptide chain release factor APG3, chloroplastic-like. Gene Ontology annotation, cellular component: chloroplast. Bases 101 to 1369 code for a protein of 422 amino acids. The transcript is spliced from 16 exons. Gene Ontology annotation, biological process: translational termination; plastid translation; chloroplast organization. Gene Ontology annotation, molecular function: translation release factor activity, codon specific. The record is from RefSeq and is a predicted model, not a curated record. Lineage: Eukaryota; Viridiplantae; Streptophyta; Magnoliopsida; Brassicales; Brassicaceae.